This is a messenger RNA of Paraphaeosphaeria sporulosa, 3794 nucleotides long. RefSeq lists its product as uncharacterized. Gene Ontology annotation, molecular function: metal ion binding. The transcript has 4 exons. Bases 1 to 3639 code for a protein of 1212 amino acids. NCBI's taxonomy places the organism in Eukaryota, Fungi, Ascomycota, Dothideomycetes, Pleosporales, Didymosphaeriaceae. The record is from RefSeq and is a predicted model, not a curated record.
AUGAAGAAAUCCGCACUGGAAGUGUCGCGGGAAUCUGCCGCAUUUACCUCGGAUAUUGGGUCGUCCCUUGACGACAGCGAGGCGAGCAGCCAUGACGCUGACUCUGUCUUCGACGUCGACGACAUCAUCGCUCAACGCACCCACGAAGAAGGAAACCAGGAUGUGGUGCAAUACCUGACCAAAUUUACUGAUUACCCACUCCACAGGCAAGUCAUGGCAUCUGCGUCCGAAUGGUUGUACAGCAGUUUUUGCGGUAGUGGUCUCCUCGACACAUGGAAUGCCAAGCGCAGAGAUCUGGGCGAGGCGGAGAUCGAAAGAAUCAGCGAAAAAAACACAGCAAAAUUCGAGGCAGCUGUCAAGAAGGCCGAUACGCAGCAGCGGAAGCGGCGUCAAAAGCGGAGGCAACUGGGACAGAAUGUAGCGCGGGGAAAUAAAAAAUCGCUCAAACAGAAAGAAGAAGCGAAAACUGCAGCCUUUUCACCCCUCGAUCACUCGGCGCCAGCUAAGAGUAAGGCUAAGCAGGCUGUCUCGUCCGAGAGGAAGAGUCGUGCUGUUGUGGACUCAGAGGAGGAGUAUGAAUUUGUACCCAAGACGACAUCGUCGGAUGAGAAUGUAUCCAUAGCAACAUCAUCUGAUUCCUCUGACAACAUGCCCUUGGUCAGAAGGUCAGCGAGGUCUCGAUCAGGCAGGACUGCGCUGGGAGCCCAUGCUAAAAUGCCAUCAAAACCAUCGUCUCCACCGCAGAGGCGCAAAUACAUUCCCGAGGCCAGCUUUCCAGUCGAUGAACCCAGUCCUAGCGCCGCGUCUCCACUAGUUCCUGUCCGUGGACGCUCGGUACCUAAGGGACCCCGAGAUCCAGGCCCCAUUAAGAUAGUCAACGAGCCAAGGCAUCCUCAAAGAAAAGCGUGGGACACCCAGGGAAAACACUUUGGAACACUGCACUAUCGAUCGGUAGCGGAAAAGCGUGGUCGCGACGAGGGGACUCCCGAUAUCAACGACCUGCAAUUUGUGAAUGGUCGCCCAGCUGGAAUUUCCACCAAACCUGCGGAUACUACGUCUGAAGCACCCUCACACAACGAUCCGUACGGACGCCGCGAGCCAGGACAACGCCGUUUGAUGGAAGUUGAGACAGAAGACGAGACCCAUAGCCCCACGAUUGCGGUUGCAUUGCAGUCUUACGAAGAGGGUAAAAUCCCAAUGACGUGUUAUGAUUGGAAGCACACCACAUGUAUCCACGGAGCUGAGGGCUGUCAUUUUCUCCACCGUGAGCACGGUCCGGACGGGAAGCUCCUUCCUGUUACGAAUUGGAAGGGAAAUAUACCGCCCAAGUAUCGAAAACAACCAGAAACCUGCUGGACCUGGUUUUGCGAGGGCACAUGUAGACACUCUGACGCAGAUUGCAUGUAUGCCCACAAGAACACCGGCCAGCUUAGGCAAAAGCCAAUCGAUGCACACAUUGAAUGUGGAAGCACGAAAGCCCGAGAAGUGGCGCGAGAGAUCGGCGGAGAACCCAAGUAUCCCAAUAUCACUUGUGUCCACUGGCUAAUGGACACGAAGGGGUGCGCGAAGAGGUAUUCUCAGUGCGACUUUGCUCACAGAAAUACGGGCAUGCUUGGGAACAUUUUUGGUGAACCGUUCAAGCCAAUCGAUCCCAACCUCAAACCUGCCAACGCUGGAGCCUUUCCCAAAUUCUACGACCCGCCUCAGACGUGUUUUUACUGGCUACGCGGUUUCAGCGGUUGUGACAACAGUGCGCAAAACUGCAAAUUCGCACACGAAAAUACAGGAUAUCUGGCCCACAAUACGCAAGGUAUGCUGAAGAUCGAUCCUAACGAAACGCCCAGAUUUGAUCCGGUCCUGCAAGGCCUUUCGGUGCCUACUGGUCCUGUUUCUACAGGUGUCCCUGCAAGAGACAUCCCUUCGCAUAUGAAGACUUGCUUCUUCUGGAAUAUAGGUAGGUGCAAGGAAACGGAAGAGAACUGCAAGUUUGUACACCGCUACACGGGCAUUGUCGCGCACCCUCCCCGAAACUGGGUCUUUCCUCCGGGUUAUCAACCAGGGUUUCGCCAUAACCCAGUUCCUGCGCCGCAUGUUGACAGUUUCGAUUCAAUGGAAGUGGACGAGACUGUCGGAGAGCUAGCUCAUGAAACAGUAACGCAAAACUUAGACACGAGAACAGAUGGUAGCAGGACUUCUCGGCAUGCGGAUGCUCAUGCCGAAGACUCGCGUCUCCUUUCGCCACAAGAGAAUCGCAGCGAUGUUGAGUCAGCGGGAAAAUCUUAUGUUGUCAAGCACAAUCAUGAGAAAAAAACAAUACAACAGGAGAAUGGCAACACCAAAAAGUCAAAUGAUCAACCUUCUGGCGUCAAGCGCAUGGCCGAAAAAGCAAUGCCAGUUGAUCCGGUGUCAGCUAGCCAAGCUCUCUACUCCAAGCACCAGAUCGAGAAAGCCAUGCUUCUUGACUUGGACGAAAUGCUUAGGUGUAACGGAGACCAGCAUGAAGACGUGUUGGCAGGCCCAAAUGCUCUUAUUCUCUACGACCCAGAAUUAUACAAAGAACAAUCCCUGUUACUCGAACGGUGGUUGGCUUUGAAUUACUUGAAAGUAUUCAGCGCACGCCGGAUGGGCUUUGAUGCAGCCUGGAACGGGUUCCGGGAGGUGGUUCUGGAUGGGGGAAGCGGUAUAAUUAUCGCCCCUCCCGAUUUCGAGGACUAUGCUAGCUUGCCAGGUUUCGGUGACGUGCUGAGAAGUCCGGUUCGCUUAUGGUCACUUGGCCAUCAGCCAGUGGCCGACUAUAACAUAUGGGAUCCUGAAACCUUAGAAGAGCGACCUUACGACCGGUUUGCUGUAUUCCCACAUGGCGGGAUUAUAUACAUCACGGACGACGUAUUCAUGAAGGAGCCGCAACUGGCGUUGACUAUCUUUGAGCAUUUCUUCGCCAAAAUUGAAGCAGGCAGGAACGUUGACAGUGAUGUCGUCCCAGGUAUGUACAUCAACGAUGGAAUCUUACUCUGGCGAAUUGGAGUGCGACCGGAACUCAUGAAAUGGAUCGGCGAUAUCUGCAUGAACCAUCAAGCAGAAAUUGAAGGAGGAGACCCAGCUUAUAUAAGUCUUGAGAAGCUAUAUAUUCUUCUGCACGACAGCGGUCAUUGCGAGACUGACGGGCAUUUUAACCCUCCCGCUGACAAUCGCCGUCUCGAUUUCUUCCCGGUCAUCUCCAUGCGCCAGGAUCUAGCCGAAGCUGUGGGCCUGUACUACGAGGCGCGCGAGCACUCGCAGCAUGAGGCCGAUACGGAUAUGACGCAUCAUUACUCCGGCCUAGUAGUGAUGGAGCGCCGUAAUUACCGCCACUACUUUGUCGUGCACACCAACCCGGAGAUGGUGGAUUGGAAGGAGACGAUUACGAAUAUCGACGAGGUGAUCACACCUGAAAAGUGCAUAGAAUACUUCGAGCAGGAGCCUAAGGGCAGCAAGUUCGACAACUACGAGUGGUCUUAUCCGGCGAAGAGGACUGGCAGCGGCACUAUCCCUUCGAGCGACGAUCCAAUUCAGAUCGACCAGCCCAACCAGCCUGUUCGGAACAGUCAGUGCGGCGAUUGCGGCUUCAAUAGCGCCCAAUGUCCGUGCGGCUAUGUCUGACAGCUUGUCGUUCGCUGCUUGGAAGUAAUGGUAAGGCUUUAGAGCCAGUGUAUAGGUAUACCUCCAUGUGAUUUCAUGCGUGUUUAUGGGUAUGUUAUGGACACGAGUUUACGGCCUGAUUUCAUUUUGCAAGUGCUCUGAGAGGUCUAGUAUGG